CUGGGGGCUGGCACCGGGCUGCGCCGCACACCUCCUCUGCUUCCGCUAGGAGACCGUUUUACCCAGGCCUGCGUCCCCGCGUCUUUUCCUUCAUUAAGGGACAUUCUCGUCGGAAGCCUUGAGAUCAACGUAUUAAACACGCGCUACUUUAUUUACACUGUGCUCACCGUCUCUAGGCUCAGAUCCGUGUUAAUUUGCUCCUGCUUUGGGAAAGAUCUGGCCUCUCAAAAGGCACAGCAUCACUGUUUCAUGGUGUUUGGAGAUAAUCUGGAAAGUUAAGGACGUUUCUAAGGAGAAUUGCAGAGGAUGCUCUAGGAAAAAUCUGAACACUGAAGGAAGUGAGGAUCAUGGACCAGAACAACAGCCUUCCUCCUUAUGCUCAGGGCUUGGCCUCCCCACAGGGAGCCAUGACUCCUGGAAUUCCUAUCUUUAGUCCAAUGAUGCCUUAUGGCACAGGACUUACUCCACAGCCUAUUCAGAACACCAAUAGUCUUUCUAUUUUGGAAGAGCAACAAAGACAGCAACAGCAGCAACAGCAGCAGCAGCAGCAGCAGCAGCAGCAGGCAGUAGCAACUGCAGCAGCCUCGGUUCAGCAAUCCACAUCUCAGCAGCCCACACAGGGUGCCUCAGGCCAGACUCCACAGAUCUUCCAUUCCCAGACUCUGACCACUGCACCCUUGCCAGGCACCACCCCCUUGUAUCCUUCACCAAUGACCCCUAUGACCCCGAUCACUCCUGCCACACCAGCCUCUGAGAGCUCUGGGAUUGUACCACAGUUGCAAAAUAUUGUAUCCACGGUGAAUCUUGGAUGUAAACUUGACCUAAAGACCAUUGCACUUCGUGCCCGAAAUGCUGAAUAUAAUCCCAAGCGGUUUGCUGCUGUCAUCAUGAGAAUACGAGAGCCACGAACAACUGCGCUGAUUUUCAGCUCUGGAAAAAUGGUGUGCACUGGAGCCAAGAGUGAAGAACAAUCCAGAUUAGCAGCGAGAAAAUAUGCUAGAGUUGUGCAGAAGUUGGGAUUCCCAGCUAAGUUCUUGGACUUCAAGAUCCAAAACAUGGUGGGAAGCUGUGAUGUGAAGUUCCCCAUAAGGCUGGAAGGCCUUGUGUUGACCCACCAGCAGUUCAGUAGCUAUGAGCCAGAAUUAUUUCCUGGAUUAAUCUAUAGAAUGAUCAAACCAAGAAUUGUUCUCCUUAUUUUUGUUUCUGGAAAAGUUGUAUUAACAGGUGCUAAAGUUAGAGCAGAAAUUUAUGAAGCAUUUGAAAACAUCUACCCCAUCUUAAAGGGAUUCAGGAAGACCACAUAGUGGCUGCCAUGCAUUACUGCCCCCGUCAGUUCUGGUGCCGCUGAUGGUACACUUGUGAGAAGGGCACUCACUUACAGGUGGCAGCAUGAAGUAACACUGUGUCCUACUGAGGACACUGGAAAGGUUACCUCCUCUGCACUGAGAUCGCCUGCAGCAUCACUGUGAGUCGCUUGCUCUGUGCUGCUAUUCGGGCAGCACUGCCCACUUAUUUAUAUUUAGAUUUUAAACACUGCUGUUGAUGAAUUUGCUGGUUUAAGGGACAGAACUUUUAAGUGUUCAAGCCACCUGUACAAUUGAACUUUUUAUUUUAACUUUUCCCACAUAAGCCAGUUUUUAUAUUUCUACCAGAAAAGUAAAAAAUCUUUUUUUAAAAGUGUUGUUUUUCUAGUUUGUAACUCUAAGGAGUUAUUUUUGUGCCAGAUACAUUCCGCCUUCCCAGUAUUGCAGAACUGAAUAGUUGUAUUAAUCAAAAUAAAUGUACAUAUUUUCUUUCUCCAGAGUACUCUGCACAGAAACAUGCAGCUUGUAAAUUGUUAGAUUUUUGUUAUAAACGAAACCUUGUAAGAGUCAUGUGAUCAUGUCAAGAGAUUUAUUUUAGAUAUAAUGCCUGAGACCACUGUUUUGUUUGCUUGUCUUUGUUUGUUUUUGUCUGUUGCAGUGAAAAUGGCCAUGCCACUGAUUUUAUGAUCCACACUGAACACCCUCUUAUUCCUUAGAUACUCUAUAGUGUCUGGAUCUUCACCAAACUAGUUAUGUUCUGUUCAUUUUUCAGCCUUUACCGGGGCCUCAUAGCUGGUAAGGGACAUCAGAGGGCUCUGAGUAUUUCAGAUGUGGAAGCUGGCGCCCUGUCUACAGAUAGCUGACUUCUCUGAUGUAGCAUUUUUGUCAUGGCUAUUUUCUCUUGAAUACAAGGUGGACACUUAUGAAGCCUUGGGUUAUUUGGGAGCAUUUUAUGUCCUGUUUUUUUAAUUGUAAAAGUACAUUGUGCACAGCUCAGAGUAUGUGCAAUCAGAAAGAAGUCUUUUUCUUUCCAUCCUUAGCUGUUCUUUUCCCAGGUAACUUCCAGAUUAGUGAGUGUCUUUUCACCCUCGCCUAGAUGAUGCCUGAGCUCUCCAGUAUACCUGAUGUGGCAGCAGGCAGAGGGGACACCAACGAGUGACUGUUUUCAGUGGCAUUAGCCCCUGGUACUCCUGAGGUAACAAGGCUGAGAGGAGUUCCACUGAAUGCCAACAGUUGGGAGAAUAAGGCUUCAGUCCUCAGUGCUUGCAAGUUACCAUGCCACUCAGGACCAAGUGUGGGAAAGAACUGUGGCCUAGGGUGUUAAGGUGUGUUGCUUUUUAAAUUUUUAAUCUGCAAUUCUGUCCUUAGGAGCUACUUUUUAUCUUGGUUUUGGAAAAAUAUUGAAUACUUUGGUGACUUUUGUUUUUUUGUUUUUACAGUCAGUGUGACAGUUACACUUCCAAGAACAGCAAUGGAAUGUCUAAUACCUUGAUUUGAACCAUUCCCUUAGUCACAGUCCUUGUCACCUCUAAUGCACACUGUUAUAUGUGUAUUUUGAAUACAUAAAUUUCUAUAGUAUACUUUUACAAGGGGAAUUGAUAUAAACCAUUUAUGUAUUCCAAGUUUUGACAAAUCAGUACUAGAGCCCAACCCCCCAAAAGUAUACAAAGUACCCUUUCCUGCACUUACCAGGCGUUACUGAUGUUUGAGAAGGAUAUCAUUCUAGUACGUUUCUCCAAGAUGGUUUUUUUUUAAGUUUUAUAAUUCUUUUUAUAUGGACCAUUUUCAUGUCAUAAAAGUUAAUUAUUUCAA
Messenger RNA from Myodes glareolus (Bank vole), 3116 nucleotides. Lineage: Eukaryota; Metazoa; Chordata; Mammalia; Rodentia; Cricetidae. The record is from RefSeq and is a predicted model, not a curated record.